Molecule: messenger RNA, 3602 nt
Organism: Bufo gargarizans (Asiatic toad)
Lineage: Eukaryota; Metazoa; Chordata; Amphibia; Anura; Bufonidae
Product: neuronal pentraxin-1-like
Source: RefSeq, a predicted model, not a curated record
CUCAAUUCAGUAAAUAUCAUUUAUCAUGUAGACAAUGUUAAUAAAAGCCACUUACUAAUGUAUUGGGAUUGUCAAUUUUGCCUCCUUUGCUGGCUUGAUUUUUCUAUCGAACACACUGCUUGUUUCCAGAGGUUACAACCACCCUGCAAUUCAGCAGUGGUGGCCGUGCUUGCACACCAAAGGAAAAAGGCCUCUCUGGUGACCUGGAUUGUGGCAGGGCACAUAGGUAUGCACACAGAGCGUCUCCCGUCCCGACACCUCAUAUCUGUGCUGCAGCAGUGACCUUAACGCCUGGAUAUGAACAGUGUAUAAUACAUUGGAGAAAUCAAUCAAGCCAGCAAAGGAGGCAAUAUGGACAACCACAUUACAUUAGUAAGUGCCUUGUAUUUAAACUCCUUUAAAUGGUGAAUAUUCCUCCAAUCAUCCAUUCAACAGAUAUUCAUCCAUCAACCUACUUCUAUAUAAUGUGUAUGGCCAUCUCCAAGCUUCUCCCUUCUGUUUUUUUAGUUUUAGCAGUUAUAUAUUCUGUUAGUAUAAAGAGUGCACUUCACUUGUAUCCCCAUGGUACUAUAAUAGAGAUGAAAAAUGUUGGAUUGCCAUUAGAGACUCACAGUAUAAUAUACUGGAUUUAUACUGAUUGUCUAGAAGUGAUUCUAGGGCACGAAUAGUUUAUGAGGGCAUCAUCUCCUUAAAAUCCUCCUGAGUUAAUAGCUGUGUUUAAAGUAAGUCGUUGAUCUGCUCUGGUUGCAUGUAGGACACCUAGAUGGAGGUGGGGCCUCCCAGGGGUUUAAGGAUAUUAGCCGUCUACCUAAUGCCACUUGCAGACCAGGUUGCCAGAACAAGAAUGGAACAACAACAAAAGAGGAUUGGAUCGUUACAGAGGGAGGUGACAUUAGAAAUGCAGCAAAUCAGAUUUUAAAAUCCUUUGAAUGUCAUUCAUCAACUAAGAAGGACAACUGAAGCAUUGGAAGACCAAGAGGCAGUCAAAUUAUUACCUUCUCUGAAUUCCUCAGAUAAAAUGAAGCUUCUCGUACUUUCUGUGCUACUUUAUGCUUUCCUGGUCAGAAAUUGUUUGGGAGAAUAUUCUCUUCCAAAAUUUGUUUGUACCCCAAUGCCUUUAGAUAUGGACUGCCAGCCAAACAUGCAGCGUCAUAGUGCAGGUAGUGGAGGGCACUGGGUUGGCAUGCAAGAAGAAGCAAAGGAAACCAUUCUACAUCUCCGUGAGACAGUUGUUCACCAGAAGGAAACAAUACUAGAUCAGAGGGAGACAAUCAGAGAGCUAAAUGUGAAACUUAGUCGUUGUGAAGGUUAUCCUCAUAGUAGAGGACAUGAAGAAGGCUAUGGUCAUUCUUCUGAGCAUGGAAAAGAAAGAGAACAUGGGCAUGAGGAACCUUUUGGACAUGAGAGUGCACAUGGGCAUGAAAGCACACAUGGACAUGAAAGUGGACAUGGACAUGAAAGAGAACAUGGUCCCAAAAGGGAACAUGGUCAUGAGUUGGAAGAGGGGCAUGAAAGAGAACAUGGGCAUGAGAGAGAACAUGGACCCAAAAGAGAACAUGGCCAUGAAUGGGAACAAAGGCAUGAGCGGGAGAAUGGCCAUGAACGAGAACAUGGCCAUGAAUGGGAAGAGAGGCAUGAGCGGGAGAAUGGCCAUGAACGAGAACAUGGCCAUGACAGAGAAUAUCCUCACAGUUAUGAUGAUGUACAUGGACAUAUAAGAGAUCAUGAAUAUCAUCAUCUCACCAACCGGGAAUACCGGGAACAGCCAGCACAUGACUCACAUUACCGCAAACCAAGUGCUCCACCAAACACAAUGGAAGACCCCCCAGAGGUGACUUCACCUAGUGCUCUUCAAAUGGAAAGAAUGCUUGAAUCACUGAAGGACAGACUGGAACAUUUACAGAGAAACAGAAACUCCAGUCUCUUUUCCACAUCUUUAAGAGACACCCUCCAAAAGAAGAUCAGUAUCUUGGAACAUCAGCUCCAUGAAAAGCGUAACACAUCAGAGCACCAUGAUAAAGACCAUGAUCAGGAGCAUGAAGACCAUGGUAGACACAAGAUGGACAGUGCACUACAUGGGAAUGGUAAAGGACAUACAGCAGACAAGAAGUCUAAUGAUUUCAGAGUCAGUUUCCCUCUCAGAACAAGUUAUAUGUAUGCCAAGGUGAAACGGACGCUUCACCACGAGAUCUUUGCAUUCACCAUCUGCUUAUGGUUGAAGUCCAAUUCAUCCCCUGGCGUGGGCACACCUUUUUCCUAUUCUGUUCCAGGCCAGGCCAAUGAAGUGGUGCUAAUUGAGUGGGGAAACAACCCCAUGGAAUUGCUUAUUAAUGACAAGGCUGCAACUCUACCACUGGCCAUCAAUGAUGCUAAGUGGCACCAUGUUUGCGUUACCUGGUCUUCCAGGGAUGGAUUAUGGGAGUCAUACCUGGAUGGUGUAAGACGUGGAAAUGGUGAAAACUUGGCACCUUGGCACCCAAUAAAACCGGGUGGAGUAUUUAUUUUGGGACAAGAACAGGAUACCUUGGGAGGAAGGUUUGAUGCCACACAAGCCUUUGUGGGAGAAAUUUCCGACUUUAACAUGUGGAGCCACAUCUUAACACCUAGUGAGAUUUACAAGCUGGCAACCUGUGCCGUCUAUUCCACUGGCGACGUCAUAGAGUGGAUGGAGUCAUCCAUGGAGCUCCACGGUGGUGUUACCAAACUCCCUUUCAACUCUUGUCAUUGACAUGAGGAGUCCCUCCACAUGCAGCAUGCUCUGAUAGGGAACCCAGGCAUGGAAUGGGUUCCCAGUACCCCAAAGACUAAUGUUUCAAAUGGAGUAGAAACCAUUAUGCAUCACUGUUAUUCCCACACAUUGAUGACAUUGUUUUCUUCCGUAUUGCUUUUUGGUCACAAUCUAUUGUCUUUGUAAUAGUGUGUUGUAUUUUGUAGAUGUAAUGUGGUUUGCAUACUCGAGCAGCUAGCAUACAGGUGUAUUUUUCUACUGCAUGCCUAAUCCUGCAAACUAUUACUGAAAGCUCUCACAUAGUGUUAGAGAAAAUAAACCUGCCAGGUACUCUGCAUGUAUGGAAAUAUCCUUUAGGUCUCUCUUCACGCAAAGAAUUCUGAAAAGGUCUGAAGCACCAGUCAUCAUUUGGUAGACACUGCUUUGCAUUCAGUGGAACAGAAUUCAGUACACAGAAGGUACUUGUCUAGAAAACUUUGUGGCGUGUUCUCAAGGGAUGCCUAUCUGGUAUAAAGAUAGGAAAUUGUGUGAAGAUGACUUGAGGUCCCUUUACAUUGGUCAAUAUUACAGCAGAUAGUCGGGAAGGAACGACAAUCUGAUCGCUGGUGGAGGAGACCUUUGCGUUUACAUGCAGUCAUCCCCACCAGAGUAUGGGGGAGAAGCGAUCGCUAUUGCCUUCGCUCUUCCCCAUACUGACUCGUUUGCCGGCAGGAGAUCGUGUUUACACAGUACAAUCUGCUGCUUGUAAAUGAUCAUUUUUGGGUGUACAUACACUACAUGCAGAAUUAUUAGGCAAAUGAGUAUUUUGACCACAUCAUCCUCUUUAUGCAUGUUGUCUUACUCCAAGCUGUAUAGGCUCGAAAGCCUACUACCA